UACUGUCAUUACCCUAAGUCACACAGACGCAGGACAGUGCAGGGAGAAGUCACAGGACAGUGCAGGGAGAAGACGCAGGUACGGACAUACAUUAGAGUUGAGGUCAGAAGUAGAAGUUUCUGUAUUUGACCACAAGUGUGUUAAGAUGUCAGAGGGAGUUUAUGGAAACUCAGAUGGAGUUGAAGACGAUGAGCCUGAUGCAAUGAAGAACACAGACAUUGAUGGCAAAUUAUAUGCCAACGUAAGAGCCUUCAAGCCCAGUCCAAGAGAUGGAGUUGUUGCUUCAGUACAUGUUCAGUGGUGGAAGAGACCCUCUGGAGUUGAUGCAGUGUGUCUGGGGCUGCUGUGUGUUCUCCUACUGGCUGGGAUCAUAGGCCUGUCUGUCUACUAUGGAGUCAUUGGUCAUCACAACUCAACAGAGAGAAACCAGCUACAGACCAGUAACAACAACCUGACUGAAGAGAGACACCUGCUACAAACCAGUUACAACAAACUGACUAAAGAGAGAGACCAGCUACAGACUGAGAGAGAUUUUCUUAGCGGGAGGCUUACCAGUUGUGGCUGGCAGAAGUUUGAAUCCAGUUGGUACUUCCUGUCAACUGACACUAAAACCUGGAAGGAGAGCAGAGAGGACUGUCUGGAGAGAGGAGCAGACCUGGUGAUCAUAAACAGCAGUAGGGAACAGGAGUUUCUCUUCAACCUCAAGAAGAGAGUCUGGAUUGGUCUGACUGACUCUGUUACUGAGGGGACAUGGAGAUGGGUGGACGGCACCCCACUGACCACCCCAAGGUACUGGAAUGACAAUCAGCCUGAUAGUGAAGAUCCUACUGGGGAAGAGGACUGUGUUGAGAUACAUAAAAAUUGGAUUCCACUUAAGGCAUGGAAUGACAUGUCAUGUGACAUUAAACUCAGCUGGAUUUGUGAGAAAGUGUUUUAACAUCACCAUGACAACAUACUGUAGUCUACAGUGCACACAACUUCUUCCUUUAUUCUCUCUCUCACAGACAGAGACUCUUUCUGUCUUGCUCUCGCUCACACACUCUGCCUCAAUCCCAAACACCCCCUUACACAGAUUUUCACAAACACACGCACAUGCAUACACUUUCACACACGCAUGCAAAUGCACCUAUUGUUGUAUUUGUUUGUAGUAUCAUAUUAAUUAAAGUCCUACUUAUUUCCUGAUUGUA
This is a messenger RNA of Salvelinus fontinalis (brook trout), 1187 nucleotides long. RefSeq names its product CD209 antigen-like protein E. The transcript is spliced from 6 exons. The record is from RefSeq and is a predicted model, not a curated record. Gene Ontology annotation, molecular function: signaling receptor activity. Lineage: Eukaryota; Metazoa; Chordata; Actinopteri; Salmoniformes; Salmonidae. Bases 146 to 937 code for a protein of 263 amino acids.